AGCAAAGGGAGAGGAACCCGCCAGACCAGAAACGGAAGAGAGCGCGGGGGAUGUGUUUGGCGUGGGGCGCACUGUUCAGUUGCUCUCCUGGAUGGCUUUAUGUCUCCGCGGUGUUUCUUAGAGUCUCGGCGUUUCUACCUCUUCGCACCCUUUCCUGCCACCCUUUGUCCCCUGGAAGCCCGGAGACAUCAGCGGCUGCAAUUUUGCUACUCGCUGCUCGGCGUGGAACUGUCAGGACAAAAAAUAAUAUCCAAAGAUAUUUUGGCACUAACGGCGCUAUCUGUAGCAAGAAAGUUGAGCAGUGAACUGUUGAGACUUCCAAGGAGACUUCAGAGAACCAAGACAGUGUAAAGGAAAACAGAGAAAAAGACUUGUUAGACAUUAUUAAGGGCACGAAAGUCGAAUUGAGCACAGUAAAUGUACAAACAACAAAGCCACCCAACAGAAGUCCACUUAAAGCUACAACUGGCGGGCCUCAAAGAGCUUUAGGACAUGCUUCAAAGAAGAGAAAUGAGCCCCUGAGUCCUGAGUUGGUGGCAGCUGCAUCUGCUGCUCUGUUUUGACAAGCAAACAAGCCAGAACUGCUCAGGCAGCUCCGUAGCAUGAGGAAGAGUCAGGGGCACAGAGAGAUGGAGAGAGACCUAAUUAGUUUCAAUAACAAAAUAUCAGAUAUGAAAAUUGCCAGAUGUGCUACAGCUAGAGUUAAUAUAAGGCCAGAGCAUCAGAUUCAGUUUGACCAAGGCUAUGACAAUUAUCCUGGCCUGGAGAAGACUGCUGAUCUUAGAAACAGG
Gorilla gorilla gorilla (western lowland gorilla) is the source of this 791-nucleotide messenger RNA. RefSeq names its product small ribosomal subunit protein mS31. Gene Ontology annotation, cellular component: mitochondrial small ribosomal subunit. Gene Ontology annotation, molecular function: structural constituent of ribosome. The record is from RefSeq and is a predicted model, not a curated record. NCBI's taxonomy places the organism in Eukaryota, Metazoa, Chordata, Mammalia, Primates, Hominidae.